AUGCUGCAUCUGUUCCAGUUCCCCUGCAAUGCUAAGCCCGCCAAGCGCCCGAUCACCGAGGAUUCCAUAAGGCCCAACUCGCUGCACUUUGUCUGGAAUCACGGCGGCAUCCCCAUCAUCGAUAAGGAGUACUACAGUUUUCAGCUUGAUGGUCUGGUGGCUUCCCCGCAGUCCUGCACCCUGGUCGACCUCAAGGACGAGUUCAGGUUUCCACGCAUAGAGAAGACUGUCGCCAUGCAGUGUUCCGGCACGCGCCACAUUGAACAGAUCCUCAAGCACCCCGGACAAGGCGAAGAGGUGCCCAAGGCUCCAUGGGGAGAAGCUGCCAUCGGAUGCGCCCAAUACGUUGGCAUCAGUCUGAAAAAGCCUAUGAAGGCCUGCGAUGCGUUCGUCGACGGCGCCAAACACCUCAAGUUCUACGGAGCGGACAUCUACCUCAAGGACAACAAGCCCAUGAACUACGUUGGCAGCACUUGCCGCGCACCCACGGCUAACCCCCUCCGCAUCAUGGUGUUUGGCUACAUUAGUGCCCGCUGCCUCAAGUGGCUGUACAAGAUCAAGGCCAUCAAGACGCCGUCGCGUGCCACCGCGCAGAGCCAGGGGUAUCUGUAA
Molecule: messenger RNA, 612 nt
Organism: Emericellopsis cladophorae
Lineage: Eukaryota; Fungi; Ascomycota; Sordariomycetes; Hypocreales; Bionectriaceae
Product: sulfite oxidase
Exons: 2
Coding region: 1-612 (203 amino acids)
Cellular component (GO): mitochondrion
Source: RefSeq, a predicted model, not a curated record